Orcinus orca (killer whale) is the source of this 2178-nucleotide messenger RNA. Its product is annotated as translation machinery-associated protein 7-like. The record is from RefSeq and is a predicted model, not a curated record. Bases 1612 to 1854 code for a protein of 80 amino acids. The transcript has a single exon. Lineage: Eukaryota; Metazoa; Chordata; Mammalia; Artiodactyla; Delphinidae.
AUAUGUUUUGCCAUAAUAAGAAACUAUAAAUAAUUCAUAAACAUUUAUUUUUUAUUCUAAAUAAAGAAAAAAUUCACGAUGAAAGCAGAGAAAGCCUGUUAUGAAGAAAAUAGUUUGGAAAACCAAAGUAAGGCUGAAACAUAAAAGAAGUAUUCCUUCUGAGUAUUAGAAAAAAAUAUCCUUUAAGUGAAAUUGUGCAACUACUCAAAUGGUAGCACAUGCAAAAAUAAGGGCACAGGUGGGCUUCUAGAAAUCAGUUAAUAUUUUUAUAUCUAAUACAUUAUGUUAUUGCCAUGAAUUGAGUGCCUACCUCAUGGCAGGCUUUUUGCAAGGCACUUAAAAACAUGUUUUCAUAUUAUAGAUAUUAUUAUUCCCGUUUUAUAGGUGGGGAAACUGAGGCUUAGAGAAAUUAAGUGGGAGAGUUAGGUUUUGAACUCAGGUCACUAUACUACAUUGCCUUUUAGGUGUUAUAAAAAGCUGUAAAAUUUAGGUGAUUGGUGAAAUAAAAAUGUAUAGAAAGGUGUAAUAUUCUUGCAAUAAAAUCAAUGGGAUUUUAUUGACUAGUAAAAAUGCCUCGGUCGCUGAUGUCUUUUUUCCUGGUUCACAUGCUGCUUCCUAGAAGAAAUGAUCUUGGAAACUGAUUUUGAUCUAUUCUUGCUUGCCUUUUUGCCAGUGACCAAAUCCUUUGCUCUCCCCUGACCCCAGGACUCCCCUCCCCCCCAGCCUCUUCCUCUCUCUUUCCCAUGCCAAAGGUGGGUGAGGGUGCUUUGGGUUGGGUAAAGAGUCAUUAUAGUAUUCUUUUUUUCAUUUUUGUAUUUUAUAUUAGAAAGUGUCAUUUGCAGUAGAAACUGUAUUCUAUACUUUAAAUAUAUUUUUUUAACAUCUCUUUUGGAAUAUAAUUGCUUUACAGUGGUGUGUUAGUUUCUGCUUUAUAACAAAGUGAGUCAGCUAUACUUUAAAUAUUUUUUAAUGAAUUAGAGUUUGGACUAAUCCUCCAAACAUCUAGAAGAUCCUUAUAGGUUACAGUGGAACUAUACUUGAAGAACUACUCCUUCAAAGAUUACUUAGAAAUCAGAUAUUUCCCAUACAGUGGUCUAUGCAUCCAUAAUAAAAUUUCUGUUGGAAAAAGAAAAGAAAAAACAUCAAUGCAGAGUAGGAUAAUAAGUGGUAUUAUUCUAAGAAGAUCCAAACACAGUUUUAACUAUUAAUUACUAUCAUAUUUGGACUGUGAGCCAGCUAGUUCCUAGACAGAAGAGUUAGAACUCAUAAGUGCAGUUUUAAGCUUGUUGCCAAUUAUUAAUUGCCUAAAACAUAGGACUUAGGUUUGGAGGACAAACUUUAAUCAGAUUGAACUCAAUUAUAAGCUGGAAUAGAAGGAAACAACAAAAUCUUCCAAAAGCAGGGGAGAGAAAAAUGGUCCAUAUCUUUUCAUUAUAUUUUGCAGUAUUUGUUCUAAUCUGAAUCUAGUCUUGUACUUCCUACCUUAAAAAAAAAAGGUGGGAUUUAGUCCAUCAAACUUAAUAACUAGACAUUAUUAACUGUGGGGCUAAAUUCAUCUAUUUUCUAAAAAUGUUUUUGUGUGAAUAGCCGACGUCCCUGUGUUAAAAUACCAUGACAGCCACAUCCGGUGGCAGGGUCUGGGGAAGGGGCGGCAGACGCCAUGUCGGCCGCAAAGGUGGCAAGAAGAAGUCCCUGAAGCAGCCCAAGAAGCAUGCCAAGGAGAUGGACGAGGAAGACAAGACAUUCAAGCAGAAACAGAAGGAGGAGCAAAAGAAACCUGAGGAGCUAAAAGCGAAGGCCGCGGGGAAAGGCCCCCUGGCCACAGGUGGAAUUAAGAAAUCUGGCAAAAACUAAGCUGUUCCUUGUGCCUGAGGCAAUGAUGAUCCUUAGUUCCAUUCCUGUUUAAACAUCUGGGUUAAACAUCUGGAUUCCCUGCCAUAACAUCUGUUGCCACCUAUAGCUAGAAUGAAAUGUUGUCUUGGAACCUAUUGUACAUUUAAGAAUAAACUUUUGUAAAAAAACCAUGACAGGUAAUAGAUUUUCUAGAAAAAUUAUAAGAUAGAUGUUGCCUUUUUCGAAACAAAGUCUACUUUGGGAUAUUUAAUUUAGGUAUAAUUUCACAGGGUUACCACUUUGAUUUAUUGAUUGAACUGUCCAAGCAACCGGAUUGCUUCCCUU